Orcinus orca (killer whale) is the source of this 13359-nucleotide messenger RNA. RefSeq names its product ribonuclease P/MRP subunit p21 (gene RPP21). Gene Ontology annotation, biological process: tRNA processing. Gene Ontology annotation, cellular component: nucleolar ribonuclease P complex. The transcript has 5 exons. NCBI's taxonomy places the organism in Eukaryota, Metazoa, Chordata, Mammalia, Artiodactyla, Delphinidae. The record is from RefSeq and is a predicted model, not a curated record. Bases 1156 to 1680 code for a protein of 174 amino acids.
GUUUGAUCCCUGGUCGGGGAACUAACAUCCCACAAGCUGCACGGCGUGGCGAAAAAAAAAAAUUGUGUUCCUGGGGCUUACCUUCAGUGGUUGAUCAAGGUCUGGAGUGGGCCUGGGCAUCUACCUUUUAAACACUCCUCAUUUGAGCCUGGAGACACUUGUGAAACUAAUCUGAGAGGAAAUUUCAGCCAUUUCCUUCAAACUGGAGGCCUGGUUCCCUGUCCAGCCUGAUGGGGGGUGAGGAGGAGGGGGUCUGAGAGGAGAGAACCCUCAUUCUCUCCUGACUUAUUCUGCCCUCUCCCCAUCUCAGGAUUUAUUCAUGUUCUGUCCCUCUACUUAACCUCAGGAACGAGUGGUUAUUAACUAUGAAGCAGAAGUAAUCACAGGAUGUCAAACAGAGCAAAGGAGAGGCAGAGGUCUAAGGGAGGGAAGUGAGGAAAGCGUGUGGAACACUACAGGGGAUAUUUUUUCGGGGGCAGGGGAUGCUGUUGACAGGUUUCUUCCAGUACCUAAGACCAGGAGUUAGUGAGGAUCACCUACUUACUGUGUGUCCAGCACUGCAUUUUGGUAAGUGGAAAAGAUUGGGAGUAAGCUGUGCUUUCUAAGGGCCAGGAGCCCUCUUCCCUCCCUCCACUGCCCUCAAGAUCCUUUCCAAUUUCACUGUCACUGGAACUAGUGGGUUUUUUGAAUGUAUCAACUGCUCCUUCAGUCUGUAGGUCUUCCGGGCAUCUGCCUUUGGCUUCAGGAGCAUAGGGCAGGAGGUCUAGCCGGGUAUAUAUUGCACAUAACCAUCUCCCCAACCUAUCUGCAUAAACAGACCAGUCUUCUGUCCUGAAGAUGUUUAGCAGUUUAAGAUUCUCUCCUGCUCCACUAACCUCUCCAGUCUCUACCUAAUAUAAUCAUGGGCUUGAGGAAGACUAAAAGGGAGCCAAAACUCAUAAAGGAACCCCUGGCUUGGAUUGCAGGGGAUGGUGUGGGUUUGCAAAUAGAUGGGUCUGUGAGGCCGCAGGGUGUCGCCAGAGUGAGGACGGCACAGGAGCGCGCACGGCCCCAGGAACUACAGUUCCCAGGAGGCCUUGCGCGGACGCCCGGGAGCGGGGCUACCCUAGGGUGGGGCCUGUGGACUGCGGCGUGUGGGGAGCUAUCGCGGCUCGGAUGGCCGGGCAGGUGAAGGACCGCGAGGCCUUCCAGAGGCUCAGCUUCCUGUACCAGGCUGCCCACUGCGUCCUCGCGCAGGACCCCGAGAACCAGGCACUGGCGAGGUUUUACUGCCACACGGAGAGGACCAUAGCGAAGCGGCUCGUAUUGCGGCGGGACCCUUCGGUGAAGAGGACCCUCUGUCGUGGCUGCUCUUCCCUCCUCAUCCCGGGCCUGACCUGCACCCAGCGCCAGAGACGCUGCAAGGCUCAGCGCUGGACUGUACAGACCUGCCUGACAUGCCAGCGCAGCCAACGGUUCCUCAACGAUCCUAGGCAUCUGCUCUGGGGAGACCGGCCUGAGGCCCAGCUGGGGAGCCAGGCAGACAUCAAGAACCUGAGCUUCGGGGCUUCCCUGGUGGCACAGUGGUUAGGAAUCUGCCUGCCAGUGCAGGGGACACGAGUUCGAGCCCUGGUCCAGGAAGACCCCACAUGCCGUGAGCAACUAAGCCCGUGCACCACAGCUACUGAGCCUGCACUCUAGAGCCCGCGAGCCACAACUACUGAGCCCGUGAGCUAUAGCUACUGAAGCCCGCGCGCCUAGAGCUCAUGCUCCACAACAAGAGAAGCCACUGCAGUGAGAAGGCCGCGCACCACAAUGAAGAGUAGCCCCCGCUCGCUGCAACUGGAGAAAGCCCGCGGGCAGCAAUGAAGACCCAACGCAGCCAAAAAUAAUAAACAAAUAAAAUAAAUAAAUAAAAAUAAAACUUAAAAACAAAAAAACUUUGUUAUUUUACAGUUCUGGAUGUCAAAGUCUGAAAUAGGUUUCACGAGGCUAAAAUCAAGAUGUCGGCGAGGCUGUGUUCCUUCUGCAGCCUCUAGAAGAGAAUCUGUUUCCUUGCCUUCUCCAGUCUCCAGAGGCUGCCUGCAUUACUCAGCUUGUGGCCCCUUCCUCCGUCUUCUGAGUCAACAAUCAAAUCACUGUGACCUCUGACUCUGUCGUCGAAUCUCAUUCUCUAACUCUGACUCUCCUGCCUUCCUUUUUCACUUGUAAAGAACCCUGUGUUACAUUGGACCUGCCUGUAUAGUCCAGGAUAAUACUCCCAUCUCAAGAGCCAAAAAGUCCCUUUUGUCGUAUCAGGUGACAUUUUCACAUGUUCCAGGGAUUAAGACAUGGGCUUCUUUAGGAGACCAUUGUCACGCCUACCACAUGACUUCACUGAUGUUUGCUCCCCAGAUUUUCAACUGUGGUAGAAACUGUUAUUCCUGUGUUAAUUUUUUUAUUCCUGGAAUACCAGAGUAGGGCUGUUUUUCUGAAAAAGCCUACACUGAUACAAGAAGAGCUGAAAAAUUGUGCUCCUAUUAUCCCAAAGUCUCCAAAUGGUGCUGAUUUCUUAAUAUGCAAUAGGUAUAAAUUAGGCAAUGAUCUUGCCGGGGCAAUGGAAGGAGGAAAAAAAGGAAUCAUCAGAAAGCACCUGUCCCUUGUCCAUGGUGUCUGGUCCUCUUGGGCUCUGGGCUGCAAUUUUCCUGUCACAUUGACCCCAGCCAAUUCCUGACUGAAAGGGCUUUUAACAUGAUUUGUGUUCAGUUCUUGGAUUUGUCAUCUUCUCUCUGUCCUCUCAUGUAUCUUCAUGUUUGUGUUUUUCUUCUCUUCCAACACUGUAGUCCUGCCUCGAUUCUUAUCAUCGUACUCUUCCUGGCUUGCACACAAGUAAGCCAAUUCUCCAAGAAGAAAUUCCAGACACCUCUUCGUUAUUUGUUAGUUACUGUUUUUAUUUGGCUGCAGAGUUUAUGGGGCAAGCUCUCAAGUUUCUUAACUUUCUAUUUUACAAAAUUGACUAUAGGGCUUCGCUGGUGGCACAGUGGUUAAGAAUCCACCUGCCAAUGCAGCGGACACGGGUUCAAGCCCUAGUCGGGGAAGAUCCCACAUGCCGCGGAGCAACUGAGCCCGAGCGCCACAACUACUGAGCCUGCGCUCUAGAGCCCGUGCUCCGCAACAAGAAAAGCCUGCGUACUGUAACAAAGAGUAGCACCUGGCUCGCCACAGCUAGAGAAAGCCUGCGUGCAGCAACGAAGACCCAAUGCAGCCAAAAGUAAAUAAAUAAAAUUAAUUAUUUUUUUAAAAUUGACUAUAAAAAUAAUGCAUACUCACACAGGAAAUGAAACAAUCAAAUUUGUAUAAAUAUAUUUUUAAAUCUCUUCCAUCACUAAACCCACACCCACUUUACUGAGGUAAUUAAUAUUAUCAAUCUACUCCCUAUAUUUUCGAUUUCUCCAUUUUAAUAAACACUUGUAUUGAGGGAGUUCCCUGGCGGUCCAGUGGUUAAGAUUCUGUGCUUCCACCGCAGGGGUCACAGGUUCAAUCCCUGGCCUGGGAACUAAGAUCCCGCAUGCCGCAUGGCGUGGCCAAAAAAACAAAAAACAGAAAGCAACAACAACAACAAAACUAUAUUGGGUGUUUUUCUCUCAUAGCUUCUUUUUUUAAGCAAAGAAACACACUAAUUUUACUUGACACAAUCAUUCUUAACAACUGGAGAUGUAAAUCACAUACCAUACAAUUCACGCAAAGUGUACAAUUUGGUGGUUUUAAUAUAUUAACAGAGUUGUGCCACCAUUACCACAAUCAAUUCUAGAACACUUAUCACCCCCGAAAGAAACACCAUACUCAUUAGCUGUCACUCUCCAUUUCCCCCAAGACCCCAGUCUUAGGCAACUACCAACGUAUGUUUUAUUUCUACAGAUUUCCUCUUCUGAAUAUUACACAUAAAUUAAAUCAUACAAUAUGUGGCCUUUUGGGUCUGACUUCUUUCACUUAGGAUAAUGUUUUCGAGGUUUAUCCUUUUUGUAGCAUUAUUAGUACUUCCUUUCUUCCCUUCUUCUUCCUCUUCUUCUUUUUCUCCUCCUCCUCCCCUCCCCCUUCUUCUUCCUCUUCCUCUUCUUCUCUCCUCCUUCUUCUUCUUCUUUGCUGAAUAAUAUUCCAUUGUAUAGACAUACUACAAUUUGUUUAUUCAUUUAUUAUUUGACAAACAUUUGGGUUGUUUCCAUUUUUUGCUAUUAUAAAUAAUGUUGUUAUAAACACUUGUGUACAAUGUUUUUGUGUGGAUGUGUUUUUAUUUCUCUUGAAGUGCUUACUUUGGUCUAAAUGCUGUUACACUGUAGGUUCACUGUAGAUGGGCUGCUUGGCAGAACAGAGGCUCAGGUGACUUACUGCCUCUGUGAGUCACUUCCUCUUCUGCCCAGCCUGGCUCUUCUAUUAUAGUGACAUCACGGUUAAUGAUGUAUUGGAAGUGGUGUAGAAUCAGAAUUUGAGAUUGUGAUUAAUGACUGUGUUUAAAAUCACAGUUUCAUGACCAUUAGGGUUUAUCUUAAACUUUCCUCUCUGGUAUCCCAUUGUAUCCAGUUGAGAGAGAACUCCAGCUCCCUGUACACUAGGACAUGUAGAUCUGUCCACAGUGCUGAAAUUCCACCAACUCCAUGAAUGGCCUUCUUAUUGUGGAAAAUUGCUCUACCAUUGAAUUUGUACAUUCGUUAUUUAUAAGUUUAGAGCAUCUGAGUUACUGAACAAUCCAGCAAUAAGUUGGGAAGAUAACAUAUAGAAAGAUCCACAAAAUAUUCUCUUAUGCCCUAUACUGAAAUGUACAGAACAAAACAAAAAUAGACCACAUAAUGAGUGAGAAGUUUAUCUUUAAGUUUUUUAUCAGGAUAUAAAUAAAUUCAGUAUUGUGGAGGAAAGAGAAAGAAUUCAGAUUUCAAUUAACUUUGAUUAUCCCCUCCCAAUUUAUUAUCCUUUUUAACCUCACAAGACAUUUCAAUUUUUUCCAUAGUUUAUCUUCAUUCAAUGUUAUGCACACACUUACCCUUAUUUCUUGUUUAUUUUUUAUUUAAACUCACACCCUCCUCCUGAGACCUCUCCUUUUGCCUGAAGUACAUUCUUCAGAGUUCCUUUAGUAAUGGUCUGUUUGUGUCAAAUUGUCUGCCUUUGGAAAAUCCCAUUGAAAUUUUAGUUUUAAUUAUUGUGUUUUUAAAAAUUAAUUAAUUUUGGCUGCGUUGGGUCUUCGUUGCUGCGUGCAGGCUUUCUCUAGUUGCAGAGAGCGGGGGCUGCUCUUCGUUGAGGAGCACGGGCUCUAGGCGUGCGGGCUUCGGUAGUUGUGGCUCGCGGGCUUAGUUGCUCUGUGGCAUGUGGGAUAUUCCUGGACCAGGGCUCAAACCCAUGUCCCCUGCAUUAACAGGCGGAUUCUUAACCACUGCGCCACCAGGGAAGUUCCUACAUUUUCAUUUAUAAAAUGUUGUAUAUAAUUCUUUUCAAAUUUUCUUGGAUAUUCUUUACAAUUUCUUAUUAGCUGAAAAUAUUUAAAAUUUUGUCUUUUAUUCACAGUAAGAAUAAGCUAUUUUAUAACCUAUUUUUAUUACUCUAAUUUAAAAGUUAUAGGAUUCUGUUGUUUGUUUUUUCUGUUUCUUCUUUCAAGGUAUCUUGUUUCUUGUGAACAUAUAUUUUCUUUUUUAGUGUUAAGUAUUCAUUUUGGUUAUGAAAUGAUUUUUGGAAUUUUCAAAGCAUGGAUGAUAGUAGAUUCCUCCAGACCUCUCUUGUGUUUCCUUUCACCAGAUUCCUUGGAGUAUGGCCUUCUUAAUCCUGAAUUCAUGGCAUGCUAAUAUUCAGAACAUCCAUGUAAUGUGAACUUGGGUUGUAAAUCCGUAAGAGAGAACACCUGUGGUUAAAACUUAGGCUGUGGUAUUAUUCUGCUGCCUGCCUGGGAAAUCAGUAUAGGAAAAAUUCAGACUCUUUAUGAAUCAGGAGAGGGGCCACCUGUGCUCCUUGAUGGGGAUCUUCCUGUGACCCAUUUGUUCCUGCUGGGGGUGACCAUGACUCCCAAUUCCAUCCCUGUAAAAUAGUAAAAAAAUAAAUCAGACAUGAGAACAUCUAAAAUUUUCCUUUGAACUCUUUUUUGGGAAGUAGAGGGAUGUGCUCCAGGAAAAGGAGGGCAUAUACCAAAAAACAGGAAGAUGUGGGAUCUGGGAAACCAGGGCAUCAACCUACGAGAAGGGAAAGGGAGUCAACAGGAAGGCAGAGGGGAGCCUUAACCAAGAAAAUUACCUAGGCAGCAACCAUCAUGGUUUUGAAGGGAUUGAGAAGGGAUUCACUUAACUGAGGGAGAGUUGGGGGGAUACAUUUAUAAAAUUAAAACAUCAUGGAAAGUAAGAAAAUGAAAACAUCAGGCAAUUAUUAAAUCCCUGACAAACACCAGUAUGUAUGGAAAGGACAAUUAAGAGAGUUUUACAUGUGGCUCAGGCAUGAGUAGAAUUCCCAUAAGUAAAUAAUUGUAACUCGCAGUCCAGUCAAUUGUAACUCUCAGACUCUCAGUCCAGUCAACUGGACUACCUACCCUAAGAGGAAGAAAUUACAUUUAUUGGGGGGUGGGGGAGUUGGAGGUGUGGGAGGAAGGGAUGCUGGCAUGUCAAAGAUAAUUUCUAUCAAUAAAACAAAAAUCAAAUGAAGCACGAAUGUAUGCUAUCAAGAGACAUGGAGAUAACAAAAAAAACAUAAGCAAAAAAAAAACCAUAAGCCAAAAGGCUUGAAAAUAGUUGUUUUCCAGAAAAGGGGUAGAAGGGAAUGGUUGGGAGAAAGUGGAGGAGAGAUGGUAUUUUGCUACUGGCAAGGCACUGUGUAACUUUUUCUUUUUUUUCUUUUUUGCUGAGCCACUUGUGGGAUCUCCCUGACCAGGGAUGGAACCGGGCACUCGGCAGUGAAAGCGUGGAGUCCUAACCACUGGACCACCAGGGAAUUACUGACGCAUUGUGUAACUUAAUGAAGGGGGAAGUGGACAGUUCAGGCAGCCAGCCUCACUCAGAGAAUAGAGUUCCAAGGAGUGGUGACGGGUCUGUGGGUUCCUGAAAUCUCUUCUCCUGAGUUGGGGGCGGUGGUGAUGAUGGUGGGAUGAAUUGGGAGAUAAGGAUUGACAUACAUACACUAUGUAUAAAAUAGAUAGCUAAAAAGAACCUGCUGUAUAAAAAAAAUAAAAUUUUAAUUUUUUUUUAAAAAGAAAGAAAAAAGAAAGUAACAAGUAUUGGCAAACCUGUAGAGAAAGCAGAACACUUGCAAACUGCUGGUGGGAAUAGAAAAUGGUGCAGGACAAAAGAGUACAAUUUAAUGAGGGGAUUAUUUUAAUAGAUGUGUGUGUGAAAAGGGUGUGAGCAGUUACCAGUUCUCUUAGAAAGAGCAGGGACUCCGAGCUUUCACGGAGGGGGCACGGGUUUGAUCCCUGGUCGGGGAAAUAGGAUAGCCACGUGGCAUGACUGAAAAGAUAAAUAAAUACAUUUUUAAAAUGAUAAAUAAAUAAAUGGGUAUGUGUGGUUUUAUAAAACACUGGCAGAGAGGCUGUACCUUUUUGCAUUCCCACCAGCAACGAAUGAAACUUCCUAUUGUUCCAUGUCCUCACCAUCAUUUGGUGUUAUCAGCGUUUUGGAUUUUAGCCAUUCUAAUAGAUGUGUAGUGGUAUUUCAUUGUUGUUUCAAUUUGCAAUUAUCUAAUGAUAUAUCAUGUGGAACAUAUUUUCAUAUACUUAUUUUCCAUCUGUAUAUCUUCUUUGGUAAGGUGUGAAGUGUCUGUUCAGAUUUUUUGCCCAUAUUUUAUUGGGCUGUUGGUUUUCUUAUGGUUGGGUUUUUUUUGUUUGUUUGUUUUUGCGGUACGCGGGCCUCUCACUGCCGUGGUCUCUUUCGUGGCGGAGUACAGGCUCCGGACGCGCAGGCUCAGUGGCCGUGGCUCGCGGGUCCAGCCGCUCCACCGCAUGUGGGAUCUUCCCGGACUGGGGCACGGAACCCAUGUCCCCUGCAUCGGCAGGCGGACUCUCAACCACUGCGCCACCAGGGAAGCCCUCUUAUGGUUGAGUUUUAAGAGUUCUUUGUGUAUUUUGAGCACCAGUAUUUUAUCAGAUAUGUGAUUUGCAAAUAUUUUCUCCCAGUUUGUGUCUUGGCUUUUAUUCUUUUUAACAAUGUCUUUCACAAAGCGGAAGUUUUUCACAAGUUCAAGUGCUUAGCAAACUCCAAACCAGGAUAAAUACUGUAUGAGAUGGCUUAUAUGUGGAAUCGAAAAAAUACAACAGACUAUGAAUAUAACGUAAAAAGAAGCAGACUCAUAGAUAUAGACAACAUGCUAGUGGUUACCAGUGUGUGUGGGGGGGCAACUUAGGGCUGGGGGAUUGGGAAGUUCAAACUAUUGGGUGUAAGAUAGGCUAAAGGAUGUAUUGUACAAUGUGAGGAAUAUAGUAAUAGUUGUAAAUAGAAAGUAACCUUUAAAAUUUUUAUAAAGUAAAAAUAAUUUAAGAAUAUAAAAACUUUUUUUAAAUUAAUUUAUUUAUUUUGGCUGCAUUGGGUCUUCGUUGCUGUGCGUGGGGCUUUCUCUAGUUGCGGUGAGCAGGGGCUACUCUUCAUUACGUUGCGCGGGCUUCUCAUUGCAGUGGCUUCUCUUGUUGCGUGCAGAGACAGGCUCUAGGCGUGCGGGCUUCAGUAGUUGUGGCAUGCGCUCUCAGUAGUUGUGGCGCACGGGCUUAGUUGCUCCGAGGCAUGUGAGAUCUUCCCGGACCAGGGCUCAAACCCGUGUUCCCUGCAUUGGCAGGCGGAUUCUUAACAACUGCGCCACCAGGGAAGCCCAAUAAAAACUUUUAAGUCUGUAUAAUGCUACUCUUUGUAUAAGAAAGACUAAAAAAUAUUUAUAACAUGUGUGUUUAUUUUUGUAAAAAGAAACUCUGUAAGAAUAAAACAGAAACCAAUAAAAAUGGUUACUUGAAGGGAGAAGGAAGAAACUGAUGGGGAGUAUACGAUAAACAUACUUGUCUGAGUACAUUUUUUUUUAAUUAAUUUAUUUUUUGGCUGUGUUGGGUGUUCACUGCUGCGCCCACGGGCUUUCUCUAGUUGUGGCGAGCAAGGGGCUACUCUUCAUUGCCAUGUCCGGGCUUCUCAUUGCAGUGGCCUCCCUUGCUGCAGAGCAUGGGGUCUAGGUGUGCAAGCUUCAGUAGUUGUGGCUCGUGGGCUCAGUAGUUGUGGCGCACAGGCUUAGUUGCUCCAUGGCAUGUGGCAUCUUCCCCGACCAGGGAUCGAACCCAUGUCCCCUGAACUGUCAGGAGAAUUCUUAACCACUGUGCCACCAGGAAGUCCCAUGAGUACAUUUUAAAAAUCUUAUUUCUACUUUUGAACUUUGAAAGUAUUUUACAUAUUUUAAAUGAACUUAAUAUAAAAAAUCAGUCUAAAAUUGAAAACUAAAACAUAUGAACCUAUUUAUUUGCAUAUUUUGAGGUAACCAUUAAGAGAAAAUAAUUAUUUUAGGUGACUUUUGAAUACAGUACUCUGUAUAUCCUUCAUGGUAAAUAUUCUAAAGACUAAAAGAACAGCUAGUAAAUAUUAAAUUUCACUCAGUAAUUUUAUUGUUAGUAGUAUUAAAUAUUGCAAUUUUGAAAUUAUUUUAUGCAUAUUUUAGGAUAAAAUGAAUAGAUAAAUACAUCAAAGUUAUUAAGAUUUUCAAUUAGCCUGAUAAAAGAUAUAAAAUACAAAAUUAAAGAAGUUGAGAGAAAACUACAAUGUAAAAUUUGAAUUGGAAAUAUCACAAUGAAUUCAUGAUUUUUCUAAACACUAAAAGUGUCUUAAAGCAGUGAUACCUCUAUAGCAAUGAGCUCUCCGAGAACCUAAACACUGGUUUUUAUAUACCAUUAUUCGUUAAAAGAACCAGUGCUCCUUGGAGAAAUGGCCGAUUCCAUGUCUGAAGCACGGGAAAGUAAAAACUGAGCCUGGGACCUCAUCAUGCCAGAAGCAAGAAAGUGGUCAAGACAACUUUGGGGCAUGUCAAAAGGACACAGGAGUCAGCUUAAAAGGGCUCCUACUGGACACAUUUGAUACAGUUUGAGCACAAAAGGAAUAAUGACUGUAACUGAUUAUAAAAUACUAAAUGGAUUAAAAACCCUGGAUCUAUAGUUAAAAAAAAAAAAGACUAUAACUUUCUACCCUUGUAGAUUAAUAUACCACCACCUUACUCUGAAAAUUGGCAAUUAAAUGGAAAUAAUUAAGCAUUUGUCGUGGCUUUUUAGAAGGAGCCCUACUUUUCCAGUUGAUGAGGGAAAGCUCCUCUCUAGAUUAAUAUUUCCUUAUAAAUGGGGGCGUGGGAGAAGUCGAAAAGCACCAUUUUGUAAUUCCUGAUGAAAUAACUCAUUCAGGCAAGGAUCACUAUGGAUGCCAAUUAUUGGGUGAAAGCUUUUUUAGAAUAUUCAGUGUCAGGAAUUCCCUGGUGGUCCAGUGGUUAGGACUCCAUGCUCUCACUGCCAGGGGCCUGGGUUUGAUCCCUGGUUGGGGAACUAAGAUCCCGCAAGGUAUGUAGUGCAGCCAAAAAAAAAAAAAAAAAAAUCACAGUGUCAAAGAACCAUGCAGAUGACUUGCUAAUUGCAAAGGGGAACAGUUUACCUUCAUAGGACAUUUCGGACAGUAGCCACCUUAACCAAGUGAUUACACUUAGCAUCAUUAGCUAUGGUAUGACCUCUUAUUACAUGCAUUCCAAUGUGAGGCAAUGUGAAGAACGCAGCACUUUUGAAGAAUUAGUCCCAAAAUUGGGUAACUAGAAUCUAAUUUUUUUAAUUAAAAAAAUAUGAGCUAGAGGAACAAGUUAAAUGGCAGCAUAGAAACAAUAAGACAAAUCCAGAAUGUAGGACAUUCUAUAGAAGAGACUGGCCUAGUCUCUUCAGUCAGUUCUAUGAAGAAAAAGACUGGAUUCUUCUGGAUUAAAAAGAAAAGGGGGGCUUCCCUGGUGGCGCAGUGGUUGAGAGUCCGCCUGCCGAUGCAGGGGACACGUGUUCGUGCCCCGGUCCGGGAAGAUCCCACAUGCCGUGGAGCGGCUAGGCCCGUGAGCCACGGCCGCUGAGCCUGCGCGUCCGGAGCCUGUGCUCCGCAACGGGAGAGGCCACAACAGUGAGAGGCCUGAGUACCGCAAAAAUAAUAAUAAUAAAAUUAAUUAAUUAAUUAAUUAAUUAAAAAUUAAAAAAAGAAAAGGGGAGGGACUUCCCUGGUGGUCCAGCAGCUAAGACUCUGCACUCCCAAUGCUGGGGACCUGGGUUCGAUCCCUGGUCAGGGAACUAGAUCCCACAUGCCACAACUAAGAUCCUGCAUGCCGCAACGAAGAUCCUACACGCGGCAACUAAGACCCAGCACAGCCAAAUAAAUAAAUAAAUAAAUAUUAGAAAAAAAAAAAAGAAAAGGGAAAAGAGGAGGACAUAAUCACAACAAAAGGCAAUGUGUGGAACUUGAUUCCUGGUUUGUUUCUUUAAUGCUAUAAAAGACAUUUAAAUUGGGAAAGCUUGAAUAUGAUAUUAGAUUAUAUUAGGAAUUAUUAACUCAUUAGACAUGAUAAUUCUAUUGUGGUUGUGUAAGAUAUAUACUGAUGACUUAGGGAUGAAUGAGCAUGAUGUCUGCAACUUGCUUCCAACUGGUUCAGGAAAAAGAAAGGAUAAGUAGACAGACAAAUAGAUGGAUAACAAGAUAGAGACUACUAAAGCAAAUGUGGCAGAAUGAUAGGAUUUGUUGAAACCUUGUAUGAAUGUUUGGGUGUUUACUGUCCUUUUUUUCAGUUUGUGUGUUAGACAAUUUUCAAAACAAAACGUUGGAAAGAAUUUCCAUAUUAUUCUUUUUUUUAACAUAGUAACAGAAGACAUUCCAGGCAGCAGCUCAUUAAAUUAUUUCUUCUUUGUUCUCCCGUGAAACCAAUAGAUUCUCAUUUAUGAUAUUUCUGAAGGCACAUUAAGAAACAUGUUCAAACUUUGUUAUCUCUUUAUUCAAGUUUGGCUUUAAUAUUUUAUUAAAAAUUCUUGAAUUUGUAAAUAUUAAAACACUGCAGUUUCCUACGGACACAAGAGUGACAAUGAACUAGCAAUAAAAUCAAAGUAGAAGCUAAACUACUUAGAAGCAAUAGCAACUCCAUAAUUCAAAGAUAAUUUAGACAGGUAAUUUUAAAGAAUUUAUUUAAUAAGGCUCAAAGCAGCCGCUCAGCCUGCAGUGAUGAUGCUCCACCGGCAGAUGGCGCUGCAAAGCGUCUCAGGUGCAGCGGGAAGCCCAUUUACCAAUGGCUGUCGCAAUCUCUUAAUUACUUGAACUGAUGAGUUCAUAUUAUAAUUUUUAUUAAUUAUUUUUACUGCUUAUUGCAGUUACUCUUAUACUACUUACUAACUGGUACAGAAGUGUUUUAACAACUGGUUGAGCAGUACCAGUGCAAACCGGCUGAAUGUCAGCGCUGUUUCCUCCUAUUACGACAGAAGCCACCAGGCUCCUGCGGGAGGGUAAUCCCUGCACCGGGACUGUCAGUGCCACCCCCGCCUGCUCUCCAGGGCUUGUUCCAUCACUAAUCCCCACUUUCCUGCAUUUUCAACCUUUCCUCCUCCACUUGACCCUUCUAAACAGCCUGUGAAAAUGUUCAAAACUUUAAAAAACUGUUUUCCUCGAUUUUAUAUACUUUGCUCUCUCCGUUUUUCUCUCAUUGCAAACACAACCAAACUUCUUGAAAAUUAUAUCCUUUUCUCCACUGCUUCCACUUCAUUCCUCCAAAUUAUUCCUCAAUCCCCUGACAUCUGGGAAUUCUGACCUCAUCUGUCCAAUGGAACUGCUCCCACCAAGAUCAGCAAGGCUUUUUACUAAAUCCAGUGGACACUCUUCAUUCUUGUCAUCAAUCCUCAGCAGCAUUCUGCACUGCGCCCUUCCUUCCUCCUUCCCUAAGCUUUCAAUGCACCACACUUCCUAGGUUUUAUCCUGUCUGCUGGUUCCUCUUUCCCUGCCUUCCCUUUUAUAUUCUCCAUGUCCUUCCUCAGCCCUCUUCUCUUCUCACACUACCCACUUUCUGUGGAUGAUCUCAGUUACCCUCCUCCCACCUAUAUGUUACUGACACCCAAAUCUCUGUGUGCAGCCACACCUCUCUUCCCCCAAAACCCUUAAUUCCGGUUUCCAUUCUUUCUCUGGGAUCUCUGCAAAAGCCUCUGAUCUCUCUCCCCUUUCCAAACCAGUCUCCACACUCCAAUCAAAGUGACCUAAGGUACAAAUCUCUCCUUCUUGGUCUCAGUGCUCCUCUGGAUAAAGCCUUAAUCUUUAGCAUGGUUGACAAGGCCCAGUGAGAGCUGACCCAAGCCUACCUCUCCAGCUUCACCUUUCGCCACUUCUCCCUUGAACCCUCUGCCCUAGCCAUGCUGAACGAGUUAGUCUUCCAAAA